AGAUGAGGCCUAAAAUGAGGCAACUACAUUUGGCAAUUAGCAAGUGUCUGAUUCCUUAGCAAUUUCAUUGAGUAGGGAAGGGAGGCAGGUAAUUGAAGUGUAGAGGUAAAGGGAAGAGGAAAAGUGAGGCAGUGGUUUAAGGGUCAAAGAGGAUUUUGGAGAAGUUUUUUUAGGUUAGAAAAGACCAAGGAGCAGUAGCCAGUGGAGUCAGAUUAAUGGGUGGAGCAUGGUUCAGGAGGUAAAGGGGUCAAGAGCAUUAGUGAAAGGGAGUUCAGUCUGGCAGAGGAAUUAGGAGACACCAGGAGGAGGUUUUUAUAGGACAUGUUUGUUUUGCAGUGCCAUCAUUGCCCAGGAUUAUCUGUUAGGCUAUGAAUAUUUUUACUUUAGUCUCAAGCACUGGGUUUAUUAAUAUGUGUAUAGUAGAUACACAGAAAAGGGGACAGGCUGAAACACCUUUUAGAGGAGUUAGAUGAUAAUCUGAUUAGGCUGAUGAGAUUAGAACAUCCUAAAGAACAAAGAUGUUAGUAUUAAUUUUAACAUUUUAGAAUUAGAGACCUCAUGAGAUAUGAGACAGAAGCAAUAAACAAACUUGAAAAUUUCUGAAACUUUCUCUGCUUUCUUUUUUUUUUUCCCUUUUUCUCCCCAAAGCCCCAGUAGAUAAUUGUAUGUCGUAGUUGCACAUCCUGCUAGUUGCUGUAUGUGGGACGCCGCCUCAGCAUGGCCAGACAAGCAGUGGGUCGGUGCGCGCCUGGGACACGAACCUGGGCCACCAGUAGGGGAGUGCGUGCACUUAACCGCUAAGCCAUGGGGCCGGCCCCUCUGCUUUCUUUUCCAUUGACUCUUUUUGGUGUAGUUUUUAGCAACAAUAAUGGAAGUAAAGGGUUUAACUUGUCAUCCAACACAUUAUAGUCCUCUAUAUGUAGUUCCCUUCUCCAGAUAUACCCAAAUCUAGUAUAUGGGAUAUUUGGUUACUUUGUGAACUGGAAAGUGGUGCAGAGAAUCCUUCUAAUUGUUGACAUAGAGAGGCUGCUAAGUACUGCUGGAGAAAAUCACAAGAGAUCCUUUAGGCAUCUUGGUAAAACAGAACAUUUCCUUUCUCCACACGACUUAGAGAAGACUGAGGAACAGAGCUUUGUUGUAUCCAAGAACCAGAGAUACUCUUCACUUUGAGAUUCAAAAUGACCUAAACUGCUUCACCUGUUGUCUUUUUUUUUUUUUUUGGUGAGGAAGAUUUGCCCUGAGCUAACAUCUGUUGCCAGUCUUCCUCUAUAUUGUAUAUGGGAUGCCACCACAGCAUGGCUCGAUGAGUGGGGAGUAGGUCUGCACCUGGGAUCCGAACUUGCGAACGCCAAAUCGCCAAAGUAGAGCACACGAACUUAACCGCUACGCCACCUGGCGGCCCCCUUCACCUGUAUUCUUGAAUCUUUUCUAGUACACAGAGGAGAAAAAAUGAUGCUCUCCAGAUCCUUGGUUAUGGAAUAUUUGGCUCAUCCUGGUGCACUCAGCUUGGCUGCUGGAGUUGUUUGUGGCAUGUUCCUGGGCUGGGGCCUCCGUGCACACUUUGGGCUGACCCCCAAAAGCUCGGUGAGCAAGACAGACAUGGAGACUGGAACUGAAGCAAGCAUCUUAGGAGAGAGUGGGGAGUACAAAAUGAUUCUUGUGGUUCGAAAUGACUUGAAGAUGGGAAAAGGGAAAGUGGCUGCCCAGUGCUCUCAUGCUGCUGUUUCUGCCUACCAGCAAAUUCAAAGGAGAAACCCUGAAUUGCUUCAACAGUGGGAAUACUGUGGCCAGCCCAAAGUGGUAGUCAAAGCCCCUGAUGAAGAAACUCUGGUUGAAUUAUUGACCCAUGCAAAAAUGCUGGGACUGACUGUAAGUUUAAUCCAAGAUGCUGGACGUACUCAGAUUGCACCAGGCUCUCGAACUGUCCUAGGAAUUGGGCCAGGACCAGCAGACCUAAUUGACAAAGUCACUGGUCACCUAAAACUUUACUAGGUGGAAUUUUGUAUGAUGGUCCCACCACCACAAGUGUUUGAAACUGUCAAAUUCUAACAAUAAAAGUUGAAUGUCCCAACUUCAGUAUUCUUGAGAUGAAAAUCCA
Diceros bicornis minor is the source of this 2098-nucleotide messenger RNA. RefSeq names its product peptidyl-tRNA hydrolase 2 (gene PTRH2). Gene Ontology annotation, cellular component: cytosol; mitochondrion. The record is from RefSeq and is a predicted model, not a curated record. Bases 1450 to 1992 code for a protein of 180 amino acids. The transcript is spliced from 5 exons. Gene Ontology annotation, molecular function: peptidyl-tRNA hydrolase activity. Gene Ontology annotation, biological process: positive regulation of anoikis; negative regulation of anoikis. NCBI's taxonomy places the organism in Eukaryota, Metazoa, Chordata, Mammalia, Perissodactyla, Rhinocerotidae.